Molecule: messenger RNA, 1858 nt
Organism: Meleagris gallopavo (turkey)
Lineage: Eukaryota; Metazoa; Chordata; Aves; Galliformes; Phasianidae
Source: RefSeq, a predicted model, not a curated record
GGGCUGAUCUUUCGGUUCAAGUUCCUGAUGCUCAUCACCCUGGCCUGUGCAGCUAUGACAGUCAUUUUCUUCAUCGUGAGCCAGGUGACAGAAGGCCACUGGAAGUGGGGGGACAUCACGAUACAGGUGAACAGUGCCUUCUUCACCGGCAUCUACGGGAUGUGGAACCUCUAUGUCUUUGCACUCAUGUUCCUCUAUGCACCGUCCCACAAGAACUACGGGGAGGAUCAGUCCAAUGGUGACCUGGGGGUGAGCAGCGGGGAGGAGCUCCAGCUCACCACCACCAUCACCCACGUGGAUGGCCCCACAGAGGUCUAUAAGCUGGCUCGCAAGGAGGCUCAGGAGUGACAGCGAGGGGUGCAGUGCAGGCACAGGACGACGCAAUGCCCUCCUGCAGGGGCCGUGUCUGAUGUACCUUGCUUUUUGAGCACCACAGCUUGUGUGUUUCCACAGAGCAGUGACACCGAGCAGAACAUUUGUAAACUUUAAUAUGGUGUAGUUAUUUCUGGGGGGAGGGCUGUGUAUAUUGUGUUACUCUCAAGCACAUAAAUAUCUGCUAGAAAAGCAUUAAUGUCGCAAAGUCGCACAUUCAGAUGUUAGGAGGUGGCAGACCUGACCUCAAGUUUUUGUUGGGCAGCACGAAGCUGGUGCUGAUGGCGAGGUGGUGAGAGCACUUCUGCUCUUCUCCUUGUGUGUGACUUCAAACAGGGGCUCGGGUUGGCCUCAUUUUUCAUAGAAUCAUUAAGGUUGGAAAAACUCAUCAGGUCCAACCAUUGACCCAUCCCCACCGUGCCCAGAAAAACAUUUUAAAAAAAAAAGAGGCUGCCUUUUUGAGCCAUCUGCAGUCAUAUUGAACCAUGUUUCAGGUCUGUGUUUCUCCAUGCAGCUCCACAGCAAUCCUCUGCCACUUGGAUGAGGCACAGCCGGGGCAGAGGGUAGGCUGUGAUGUCUAGGUCCUGGAAGAAGAACCCCCGUGCUCCAUCAGUGGGCUUCACAGCUGUUUGUUAAGAAGAGGGGAAUGUGAAAACCAGAUUGCAGGAGCAGUGUGUGCUCCUGUCCCAGUCCUCAUUGGUCCGAGCUGUGGGUGUUGUUGGAUGCCCCGCUCCAGGUGAAGGCACUCAUCUGCUGCUGUAUCGGAAUGACUGAAAUCACUGUAGCACAGAAGUGCUGAAUGCUACUUACAGAAAUCCCUUUGGAUGGGUUUGGAUACUUGAACUGGAACACUAACCAUUUUUGGUAAGUUUGUGUUUUUUGUGAGGUGGGAUGCUGGUGCUCCUGUACUCCUAGUGCAAGUGCUGGGGCCUUCAGCACAGGUGGCAGAGAGAAGCUCAUGAGCUGCGUGCUGAAGGAAACAAGUGCUAGGCAGAGCAAGCAGGAUGUAUGGCAGCAGAUCUGUCACACAAAGUGAGUUAAUGUAUGCACACAGCCCCAGCUCCUGCAUUUCCCUCGGCUGAGCGCUCGACUUUGCAACUUUAAUGUUCUUCUUAGGCUGGGUUCUUAUGUGAUAUUUAUGUUGUUCCCAUAGAUGUGUCCAUGGUUUCUUUUACAGCGUAGUAUAGCAUUGCGUUUUUGUAAAGGCUCUUUACAAAUGGGGCAUUGCAGCUUUAAAACCAAAUUUUGUGUCAAACACUAACAACUUGUUUACGGGGCGUGUGUGUGUGAGCUGUGUGUGUGUGUGUCUCCUUUUUUAUUUCUUACUUCCUAAGCCCUACUCAUAUGUCUCAGAAAUAGUCCCUGGAUCUUAUUAAAGUGUAUCCUUUUUUUGUUUAGGUUGAGUUCACUUUUUACAGAACGCUUUUAAGCAACCUGGAAAACAUGUAGAUUUGUUAAUUUAAAUAAAAUAUACAAUAUUGUGGUU